CCAAAUCUAAAGUCAGUUUUCUCAUGAAGCAGAAGGCGAAGCAUCCAAACACUCUCACAUCCGUCUGCUGCUGCUGUGUUUGGGGAUCCUCUGCAUCCUCCUUGUGGUGACAGUCAUCGUCGUUGUUGUCUACCUCUUCUUAGUUACUGAGGAGAAGGACAAGCAGGCAGCAAACCUCACUGACAUGGCAGCAGAAAACAAGCAGUUGAUGUCGCGGAUCAGAGACUUGGUGAAUACGACAGAGGAGCUGAUGAGAGACAGAGAUGAUCUCAACUACACCCUGAGAGCCAUCCUCAAAUACGACUCAUUCCCAGUGUCGGCGUUCUGCUCUGGACCGAUGGUUUCAGACUGUAAUCCGUGUCAGAGUGGGUGGCUUCUGUUCCAGGAUAAAUGCUACCUGUUUUACAACCAAGAUGCUCCGUGGAAAACUUGGCAGCAAAGCCGAAUGAUUUGCCGAGAGAAGUUUGCAGAUCUGGUUAUUAUCGACAGCCCGGGGGAACAGAGAUUCAUCAGUGAUCACACAGAGUACUACUACGACAAAUAUCUAGGAUACUGGAUUGGACUGAAAGAAAGUAACAACACCUGGGUCUGGGUCGAUGGACGUAAUGUCUCUCUGGAGUACUGGGCAGCGGGUGAGGAGGCAGGGGACCAAUGUGCACAGUUGAUCCACGAUAAACCUCUCACAGAAAACUGGAAUAAAAACAACUGUAUAAUGCAGAACAGGUUUGUCUGUGAGACGGAAACCCUGAUCAGACUCAGAUAGAGAUCCAAGUCUUUGGAAGCGAGGUGUUUUUCUUUAUACAGGGCAUUUACUGUAUUUUAGAUACACAGAUCAGCCAUAACAUUAUAACCACAGUCCUGACCCAUGGAGGCCUGGACUCCUCUAGACUCUGAAGGUGUUCUGUGAAGCCCUGCCUCAGGUUGAGGGUUGUAGUUCGUAAACCCUUGAACUCCUCCAGCGUCAUCCUGCCAGAAGAGUCCAUCAGGAAAUCCUGUCUCCAUGAGAGGCUGGAGGGAGGAGCAUAAUGUUAUGGUUGAUCAGCGUAUAUUUCAUUUCAGUCCACACCCAACACAGUUAGUACACAACUAUCCAGAACACCUCACAACAAUCAACAAAACAAAAACAACAUUCAUAUAGUACAUGACCUCGCUCCAAUUAGCAGUAACACCAGGAUGUAGCUGUUAGCUUAAUUCAUAGAUGGUCAGAUGAUCUACUUGCAUUAGAAGUGAUUCCAGUACCAUAUUACAUUUACAAGAACAUAAUCUGGAUCUAACAUUAAUUAACUGUACACAGUAGCCUCAACUAACAUUAGCAGAUAGUUCACAGAAAACUGCUUUGCUAACAAAUGCCUUUUCAGCAAUUCUCUAAAAUGACAUGUGUUCUUAUAUGAUGCGUUCCAUACCAUCAUGUCUCUGUGCAGGACAGUGCUUUUCACCUUGUUUGUAAAUCUACAUUAUGUAGCAUGUCUAGUUGUGUAUCAUCAGAACUAAAAGACAGACGUUUAUACAAUAUUCUUGGCUGUUUAGUUACUAAUGUUUUGAUAAUAAAAGCAAGUAACGAGACAAUAAAUCAGUUUUUACCUUCAACCGAGCCAGAUAAUUAUGCAUCAACAUUUGUUGGAUAUGAACAAGGACGUGAGAGGAAGAGAAGAACAUGCAAACUCCAUCCAGACAGACCUCACUCACGGUCACAUGCAGUUCUAUUCAUGUAUUUGUUUCCUUCAUCAUCAUUUCCCUAUUUGAUGUUUGUAGAUAUAUUCGUAUAGUUUUCCUUGUUUUUUUUGGUAUUGCAUUCAUGCAGAGUACCGUUAAACCACAAAGCAGCCGUCCCAUAACGCUUCCUUACAGAAUAUGAAAAUGUUUGUGAAUCCUUUAUAUUUAUUUUAAAGAGGAGGUCACUGUGCAGCGUGUUUGGAUCCUGUGUUGCAUAUAAACUGGAAAUUUAAAUAAAGCCCGGUUGAAAGAGGAAACGUAAA
Messenger RNA from Mugil cephalus (flathead mullet), 1976 nucleotides. RefSeq names its product C-type lectin domain family 4 member G-like. Gene Ontology annotation, molecular function: signaling receptor activity. The coding region runs from base 185 to 763 and encodes 192 amino acids. The record is from RefSeq and is a predicted model, not a curated record. NCBI's taxonomy places the organism in Eukaryota, Metazoa, Chordata, Actinopteri, Mugiliformes, Mugilidae. The transcript has 5 exons.